Molecule: messenger RNA, 573 nt
Organism: Aspergillus aculeatinus CBS 121060
Lineage: Eukaryota; Fungi; Ascomycota; Eurotiomycetes; Eurotiales; Aspergillaceae
Product: histone H3 family protein
Exons: 2
Coding region: 1-573 (190 amino acids)
Cellular component (GO): nucleosome
Molecular function (GO): DNA binding; structural constituent of chromatin; protein heterodimerization activity
Source: RefSeq, a predicted model, not a curated record
AUGCCUCCUAAGACAGGGCGCGGUCGCAAGUCAAUUGCUGGGCCACGGAAAUCAACCGCCGCCGCCACUACUGCUGCUGCUACUGAUGAUGGUGCCGCCGCUGCUGCCGGCCCGUCAACUGCCCCAGCUGCGACGACCACACCCCCGGCCGCUCGCGGGCGUAAACCUGCGGGUGUCACCAAAGGCAAGCGACCGGCUAAAGCGCCCAGGACAUCCAAUGUUGAACCGGGCGAUCCCACCCCCACAGGUCGUCGUCGCCGGUACAAACCUGGAACGGUUGCCCUGAAGGAGAUCCGCCAUUACCAACGCUCAUUCGACCUGCUCAUUCGAAAGCUGCCAUUCGCGCGACUGGUCCGCGAGGUUGCCUUGGAUCUUCUCCCCGCCGAAGUCGGCUCCGAGCUGCGCUGGCAAUCGCAUGCGAUCUUGGCCCUCCAGGAAGCCGCCGAGGCGUUCCUGGUCCAUCUUUUCGAGGACACCAAUCUCUGUGCCAUCCAUGCCAAGCGCGUGACCAUCAUGCAGAAGGAUAUCCAGCUUGCUCGACGCAUCCGGGGUGUCUGGGGUGGUCUGGGUUAG